AUGUCGACGGAGGAGAUUGAGGACAUUUUCCUCGACCUCCAGCAAAAGUUCGGCUUCCAGAAGGAUUCCAUGCGUAAUAUGUUCGACUUCUUGAUGACGCUCCUUGAUUCGAGGGCGUCUCGCAUGACGCCGAAUCAAGCCCUUCUCACCGUCCAUGCUGACUACAUUGGCGGUCAACACGCCAACUACCGGAAGUGGUAUUUCGCCGCCCAGCUCAACCUCGACGACGCCGUCGGUCAGUCGCAAAAUCCCGGUCUGCAGCGCCUCCGGAGCGUCAAGGGCAACGCGAAGACCGCGGGGGGCAAGUCGCUCGAUAGUGCGCUCAACCGAUGGAGGAAUGCGAUGAACAACAUGAGUCAGUACGACCGCCUCCGCCAGGUCGCGCUCUACCUUCUCUGUUGGGGCGAGGCGGGCAACGUCCGGUUCACCCCGGAGUGCCUGUGCUUCAUCUUCAAAUGUGCGGACGACUACUAUCGGAGUCCGGAAUGUCAGAACCGGAUCGACCCCGUCCCCGAGGGUCUCUACCUUGAGACAGUCAUCAAACCUCUGUACCGCUUCAUGCGGGACCAGGGCUAUGAGGUCGUCGAUGGAAAGUUCGUUCGUAGGGAGAAGGACCAUGACCAGAUUAUUGGCUACGACGACAUCAACCAACUCUUCUGGUAUCCGGAGGGUCUCGCGAAGAUCGUUCUGCAGGAUAACACGCGUUUGAUCGACGUCGCGCCUACACAGAGGUACACGAAAUUUGGUCGCAUCGCGUGGAAUCGCGUCUUCUUCAAGACGUUCUAUGAGAAGCGUUCCUCCGCUCACUUGCUUGUGAACUUCAACCGUAUCUGGAUUCUGCAUGUUGCGUUCUUCUGGUUUUACACCGCAUACAACUCUCCCAAGGUUUAUGCGCCGAAGAACAAGCAGUCCCCUUCUGCGCCUAUGACCUGGUCUGCGACCGCUCUUGGAGGUGCCGUUGCGACGUCCAUCAUGAUUGCAGCAACUAUCGCCGAGUUCUCAUACAUCCCCACUUCGUGGCACAACGCCAGUCACCUUACUGCUCGUCUCGUCUUCCUGCUCAUCCUCCUCGCACUUACUGGUGGUCCCACGUUCUACAUUGCUCUCGUCGACGGCCGCCCGAACCAGGGCAAUAUCCCGCUCAUCAUCGGUAUCGCGCAAUUUUUCCUGUCCGUCGUGGUCACGGUCGCGUUCAGUAUCAUUCCUUCCGGGAGGCUGUUCGGUGACCGUGUCGCGGGCAAGUCGCGCAAGUACUUGGCUUCCCAGACCUUCACGGCCUCGUACCCCACGCUCACUCGUUCGGCGCGAAUGGCUUCGAUCUCGAUCUGGCUCCUCAUCUUUGGAUGCAAGUUCACCGAGUCGUUCUUCUUCCUGACCUCGUCCUUCUCUAGUCCCAUCGCUGUUAUGGCGCGGACGAAGGUACAGGGCUGUAACGACAAGUACUUCGGGACCGCGCUAUGCAGCAACCAAGUGCCGUUCGCCCUCGCGAUCAUGUACGUCAUGGACUUGAUCCUGUUCUUCCUGGAUACGUAUCUGUGGUACAUCAUCUGGAUUGUCGUGUUCUCGGUUGCGCGGUCGUUCCACCUUGGUCUAUCCAUCUGGACGCCUUGGAAGGAGGUUUACACCCGGAUGCCGAAGCGUAUCUACGCUAAGAUCCUUGCGACUUCCGAGAUGGAGGUUAAGUACAAGCCCAAGGUCCUUGUCUCCCAAGUCUGGAAUGCCAUCAUCAUCUCCAUGUACCGCGAGCAUCUGCUUUCCAUCAAUCACGUCCAGCGUCUCCUGUACCACCAGGUCGACAGUCCAGACGGUCGCCGCACCCUCCGUGCGCCCCCCUUCUUCACCAACAACAAUGGCAACGAAGCCGACUUCUUCCCCGUUGGUGGGGAGGCAGAGCGUCGUAUCUCGUUCUUCGCCUCAUCCCUCACGACUGCGCUUCCGGAGCCCCUGCCGGUUGAUGCUAUGCCUACGUUCACCGUCCUUGUACCGCAUUACUCUGAGAAGAUCCUCCUUAGUCUUCGGGAGAUCAUCAGGGAAGAGGACCAGAACACCCGUGUCACACUGCUCGAGUACCUCAAGCAACUGCACCCGAUUGAGUGGGACAACUUCGUGAAGGAUACCAAGAUUCUCGCCGAAGAGUCUGAGACCGCUACGUUCGACGGCACUCAGAGCACGAACGAGAAGUCUGGCAAUAAGCGGACGGACGACCUUCCCUUCUACUGCAUCGGUUUCAAGACGGCCGCGCCCGAGUACACCCUUCGUACGCGUAUAUGGGCUUCCCUGCGCGCGCAGACGCUCUACCGUACCGUGUCUGGUAUGAUGAACUACUCCAAAGCCAUCAAACUCUUGUACCGUGUCGAGAACCCGCAAAUCGUACAGCGCUUCGCUGGCAACACGGAUCGCCUUGAGCGCGAGCUCGAGCGCAUGUCCCGCCGGAAGUUCAAGUUCACCGUCUCGAUGCAGCGCUACGCCAAGUUCAACAAGGAGGAGCUCGAGAACGCCGAGUUCUUGCUCCGCGCAUACCCCGACCUACAGAUCGCGUACCUGGAUGAAGAGCCUGCCCCGAGUGGUGGCGACCCACGCCUCUUCUCUACGCUCAUUGACGGUCACUCCGAGAUUGACGAGCAGACCGGGAAGCGGAAGCCCAAGUUCCGCGUCGAGCUGCCCGGUAACCCCAUUCUCGGUGACGGCAAGUCGGACAACCAGAACCAUGCGAUCGUUUUCUAUCGCGGCGAGUUCCUCCAGCUCAUCGAUGCCAACCAGGACAACUACCUCGAGGAGUGCAUCAAGAUCCGGAACAUCCUCGGCGAGUUCGAGCAGUAUAACGUCUCGAGCCAGAGCCCGUACGCGCAGUGGGGCCACAAGGAGUUCAACAAGUACCCGGUCGCCAUCGUCGGCACUCGCGAGUACAUCUUCUCGGAGAACAUCGGUAUUCUCGGUGACAUCGCUGCCGGAAAGGAGCAGACGUUCGGUACCCUCACGCCUCGUGUCCUCGCCUGGAUUGGUGGAAAGCUGCACUAUGGUCACCCCGAUUUCCUGAAUGCGACGUUCAUGACUACGCGUGGUGGUGUGUCCAAGGCUCAGAAGGGUCUCCAUCUGAACGAGGAUAUUUUCGCUGGUAUGACGGCUAUAUCGCGUGGCGGACGCAUCAAGCACUCCGAGUACUACCAGUGCGGGAAGGGUCGUGAUCUAGGUUUCGGCACCAUUCUUAACUUCCAGACCAAGCUCGGCACGGGUAUGGGUGAACAGAUGCUCAGUCGCGAGUACUACUACCUCGGCACGCAGCUGCCUAUCGACCGCUUCCUUACGUUCUACUACGGUCAUCCCGGUUUCCACAUCAACAACAUCCUCGUCAUCUACUCGAUUCAGACUUUCAUGCUUACGCUUCUAUACCUCGGCACGCUCAACAAGCAAUUGGCCAUCUGCAAGGUCGACUCACAGGGCAAUGUGCUUGGUGGACAACCUGGCUGCUACAACCUCAUCCCGGUAUUCGAUUGGAUCAAGCACUGCAUUAUAUCUAUCUUCUUGGUCUUCUUCAUCGCUUUCUUGCCACUGUUCAUGCAAGAGCUGCUUGAGCGUGGUACUGGCAAGGCGCUUGUGCGUCUUGGGAAGCACUUCUUGUCUUUCUCGCCGAUCUUCGAAGUCUUCUCGACGCAGAUAUACUCGCAGUCCAUUCAAAGCAACCUGACAUUCGGUGGUGCCCGGUACAUUGCAACGGGUCGUGGUUUCGCGACGACUCGUAUCUCUUUCACCAUCCUCUACUCUCGUUUCGCUGGACCCAGUAUCUACAUGGGUAUGCGCAACCUGCUUCUGCUCCUCUACGCCACCAUGUCCAUCUGGACGCCCUUCCUCAUCUACUUCUGGUUCUCGGUCUUGUCACUGUGCAUCGCGCCCUUCGUCUUCAACCCGCAUCAGUUCUCGUUCGCUGACUUCGUCAUUGACUACCGCGAAUUCCUCCGCUGGAUGUCUCGUGGCAACUCGCGUACGAAGGCCAGCUCCUGGUACGGCUACUGCCGUCUGUCACGUACAAUGAUCACUGGUUACAAGAAGAAGAAGCUCGGGCACCCGUCUGAGAAGUUGGCCGGCGACGCUCCCCGUGCCAAGUGGCGGAGCGUCAUCUUCUCCGAGGUCAUCCUCCCAAUCUGCAUGGCUACCAUCUUCGUCGUCGCGUACAUGUUCGUCAAGUCCUUUCCCGACAGGAAUGGCAAGCAGAACCCGAGCCCACUCGUCCGAAUCGGUGUCAUCGCGAUUGGUCCAGUCGUAUGGAACGCUGUCGUGCUCCUAACGCUGUUCUUCAUCUCGUUGUUCAUCGGGCCGAUGAUGUCAGGCUGGGCGAGGUUCGCGUCGUUCAUGGCCGCGUUCGCGCACUUCCUCAGCUUGAUCGGCCUCGUCGCCUUCUUCGAGUUCUUCUGGUUCCUAGAGCUCUGGGACGCGUCGCACGCUGUGCUCGGUGUCAUCGCCAUCAUUGCGAUUCAGCGCGCCAUCCAGAAGAUCCUCAUCUCCGUAUUCCUCUCACGUGAGUUGAAGCACGAGGAGACCAACAAGGCAUGGUGGUCCGGACAGUGGUAUGGUCGUGGUCUCGGCUCGUCUGCGUUCUCGCAGCCCGCCCGUGAGUACGUGGUCAAGAUCGUCGAGAUGUCUCUCUGGACCUCCGACUUCUUGCUUGCCCACCUCCUCUUGAUUGUCAUGACGCCACCCAUGUUCAUUCCAUUCGUCGACAAGCUUCACUCGAUGAUGAUGUUCUGGUUACGGCCCUCGAAGCAGAUCCGUCCACCACUCUUCUCCACGAAGCAGAAGCGCCAGCGGAGAUGGAUAGUGUUCAAAUAUUCACUGGUCUAUAUCAUCGUGGUUGCGUUCCUCGCUGCUCUGAUCGUCCUGCCCGCACUCUUCCGGGAUCACAUUACAUUCACGUGUACCGUAUGCCAGAACAUCUAA
This is a messenger RNA of Dichomitus squalens LYAD-421 SS1, 4932 nucleotides long. Its product is annotated as 1,3-beta-glucan synthase. Gene Ontology annotation, molecular function: 1,3-beta-D-glucan synthase activity. The record is from RefSeq and is a predicted model, not a curated record. The transcript has 10 exons. Gene Ontology annotation, cellular component: plasma membrane; 1,3-beta-D-glucan synthase complex. The coding region runs from base 1 to 4932 and encodes 1643 amino acids. NCBI's taxonomy places the organism in Eukaryota, Fungi, Basidiomycota, Agaricomycetes, Polyporales, Polyporaceae. Gene Ontology annotation, biological process: fungal-type cell wall polysaccharide biosynthetic process; (1->3)-beta-D-glucan biosynthetic process.